AAACCACCCAACAAACCAUAAAUACGAGCUGAAUUGCAACGUAAUUUAAAUCAAACUAAAUAAACAAAGAAAAAAGAAAUAUAAGAAAAUUUAAUUCAUAAAAUUUCCUAAUUAAAUUUAUGGUCAAAAAAGACGCAGCAUUGUGUUAAAUAGAGUCAGCACGUAAUGACAACCUAUAUCGAAUUGGUCGGUUUGUUAAUAAUAUUGAUGUUGCCUUUUCUGUACGAGACCAGUCAUAUAUUUCGCUAUUAUUUUAAAUUUUUAAUCUAUUAUGGCAUCGUAUCGUUUAAUUCGAUUAUCUUAAUACCGGCGUUUCUCUUUCGGCCUUGUGAUGUACGCAAUUUACUUUGGGCCAGUACAUUUUGCCAUCGUAUAUCUACCCUUAUUGGUUUAAGAUGGGAAUUACGUGGUAAAGAACACUUGGAGAAGGAUCAGGCUUGCAUUAUUGUAGCCAAUCAUCAAUCCUCAUUGGAUAUAUUGGGCAUGUUCGAUAUGUGGCAUAUUAUGAACAAAUGUACUGUGGUAGCUAAACGUGAAUUAUUUUACGCGUGGCCUUUUGGUUUGGCCGCAUGGUUGGCUGGUUUGAUUUUCAUUGAUCGUGUUCGGGGUGAAAAAGCUCGAGCUACUUUGAAUGCAGUGAAUCAUAAAAUUAAAAAUCAAAAAAUUAAACUAUGGGUAUUUCCAGAAGGUACGCGUCGCAAUACAGGUGAGCUGCAUCCAUUUAAGAAGGGCGCUUUUCAUAUGGCAAUUGAUGAGCAAAUACCCAUACUACCGGUUGUAUUUAGUUCAUAUUGUACAUUCUUAAACGAUAAGAAGAAGAUAUUAAAUGCUGGCAACAUUAUUGUGACCGCAUUGCCGCCGAUAGCUACCGAGGGCUUAACUAAAGAUGAUUUGGAUGGACUAAUGGAACGUGUACACUGGGUUAUGAGUGAUACGUUCAAACAGUCAUCGACAGAAAUUCUACAGCGUUAUGCUGCACAUUCCUUAAACAAUAAGUGUCAAACAAGCAACAGUAGUAAUACACCGAAAUUAUCGCCGGUACGAACACCGGCAACCGGUGUUGGUGAUGAUUUCAUAAAGCACACAGAUACCGUAGCAGGUACAACAACUGUAUUUGAUAAAAAUGAUUAUCAAGAUGUGAUGGUUAUAAAAAAAUCAACUACUUUGAUACACUGAACGUAACUAAACUAAUAAACACACAGAUACUCUAGCAGGUACAACAGUAUUUGAUGAAAAUGAUUUUCAAGAUGUGAUCAACCACUUUGAUGCACUGAGCGUAACUAAACCAAUAUAUAU
Molecule: messenger RNA, 1296 nt
Organism: Glossina fuscipes
Lineage: Eukaryota; Metazoa; Arthropoda; Insecta; Diptera; Glossinidae
Gene: Agpat1
Product: 1-acyl-sn-glycerol-3-phosphate acyltransferase alpha
Exons: 4
Coding region: 166-1176 (336 amino acids)
Biological process (GO): phosphatidic acid biosynthetic process
Cellular component (GO): membrane; endoplasmic reticulum
Molecular function (GO): 1-acylglycerol-3-phosphate O-acyltransferase activity
Source: RefSeq, a predicted model, not a curated record